Molecule: messenger RNA, 1059 nt
Organism: Chilo suppressalis (striped riceborer)
Lineage: Eukaryota; Metazoa; Arthropoda; Insecta; Lepidoptera; Crambidae
Source: the annotation of a GenBank genome assembly
CGCGUUCACAACAUUAAAAUCAUAGAGAAAAGUAUUAUACUGGAGAAUUAAAAUUAAUACAUUAUUAAUUUGUAUUCUGUGAAAACUUUGAUUUUUUAGUAGAAUUUAUUAAAGUAAAGAGGUUACUCUGCAAACAAUCUUUUUGGUUUACUUAUCUCCUAAUUCUCAAAUGAUGCAAGUAAAGGAAAAUAAUAUAGAUGCUGGACGAUACACCACUAAUUCAAAAUCUAUUGAAUUUGGACCUUGGCAUAUAUCAUAUGAUGUAAGUUGUAUCUUGCCAAGUGUUUGUUCUACAAAGGUUGUGUGUGAAAGGGAUGAUGACCAGUUUUGUCAGUUUUGUAUAUACUGCAAAGAACUGGAAAUUCCUCAUUUCCCAGAUAUGGUGUUCCCGAAGAAUAUAUUGACAUUAAACUAUGGAACUAGUGCUAAAAUAUCCUUCGAACCUUUGCAUGCUUUGAAACGUGUGGCUAACACUGUGAGAGCUAUAGAGGUAUCAUGUUCUGAAGCCUGGCUUGAGGCUCGUCCUGAUGCUGCAAGGAAAAAGAAGACAUUUGAUUGGACUUUUUCUACUGAUUAUAAAGGAACUUUGUCUGAAAAUAUAGUUGUAGAGCCAACUGAAGAAACAAUUAAUUUUGAUGUUCUGAAACAGAAAGACCAAAUACUCUUUUAUCAUGAUUUAACAUUGUUUGAGGACGAACUACAUGACCAUGGGAUAUCUAAAUUGUCUGUCAAGAUUAGAGUAAUGCCUUCCUACUGGUACCUAUUGCUGAGAUACUUUUUGAGGGUUGAUGAUGUAUUAGUAAGAUCCAAUGAAACAAGGAUGUUCCAUAUGCUUAACACUGAUUAUGUGCUCAGAGAGUAUACUGCAAAAGAAUCGCAAGCAAAAGAUUUACAUAUGCCAACAAGUCAAAUGAAAGAAGCAGAUGAUGUUAUUCCAUUCCUUGCAGUUAAAGAAAAAGUUACAGAAAAAAUAGUAUUUAAGGAGCCUAAUUUAUAGAACCUAUGAUCUCAAUUACAAUGUAAAAUAUAAAGAUGUAGCAAUAAAUUAUUAUAAACGGA